AUGGCUGCUGUUGGCAAGCGGCAUUCUGGACAUUUCACAACGAAUGCCGGGGAAAGUAAUGCAUCGUCAAAAAGAGGAUCGAUUGAUAACUGGAAUGUGGAAUCAGAUGCGGCAUUAUUGCACAAAAGACCAAGAACUGCAGUAAAAUGUUUUGAGACUGAUUCUUCCAAUGCUGAACUGGGUUGCGAAGAUGGUGUUGCAACGCAAACAAUGAACAAAAAGGGAGAAAUCAUUGGAGAACGUAUUAUAAUGCCACAUAGUUGGGUUUUUUUUCCAAUCCGGGCUCCGAUCGGUAGUAAUGCGAAAAGCGAAAUUGUAGUAUCUGAUCGCUAUAAUGAGCCUAAGAAAUACAAACAUUUUCGAGAAAUGGUGGAAACAUCCUGUAAUCUGAUGAACUGGCGUUUACAGGAAAAACCAUGCGCAAUUUCCUCGUAUGAUCCUUGUAUUAUUUGCGCUACUAAACCGGAUAAAAAGACCAUAGAUUGUCGUUUCCAUAACCGCAUGUUACGUGAUCGUAACAACCCCAAAUUGCGCCGCCACCUUUUGAUUAGCGAUAUCGAAAAAAUUAAGUCAUCAUUACUGGAUGAAGUAAACGCUCGCAUGGAACAAUUCAUCGAUGAGAAGUUUACUACUGGCAAACCAAAGGAAAAGGCGGAAGCGGCUCAAAUGGCUGCGUAUGUUCUACAGUGUGUAUAUUCAAAUUACGAAAAAGUGGUACAUCGUGAAGAAGAAGCUGUUUCAGCCUUUUCUGAAAGAGAAGCAUACUACAAUCAUGCGUUUGGUGCGAAACAAAUAUGUGACGCAUGUCGUUUUGCCAUCUUAAAUGCUCAUUUUUGCUGUAGAAUUUGUGGAUCGGAACUGUGCAUAACAUGCUAUAAAGAACUGAAUGGAAUAGAUUCUUACCCUCCGAAUUGGUUAAAGUCACUUCCUUGUACAAAUGGUCACCUUCAUGAUGCUGAUAUGUUUCACCUGGCAUCAUUUCUGCCUUCAUUUGACAUUAUUCGUGAUACGCUUUACCGAUCGAUGGAGCAGUUAGUACGGUACGGUAUUAAGAAGGAUGGUGCUUUAUGCAAUGGUAAUCAUGGACGAGGCUAUAAUGUAAAAUUGUUUCAGGAGUUCACACCGAAUGCGUACGCGCGUUUUAAAACCCAGUUAACUGCACACAAUCCCGUUAUAGUCGAAAAUGUGAAUCGUCAUCCUCGUUACCGUCGAGCACUGUGGACUCAAGAAGCAUUUGAAAAAAUUAUGGCUUGUGAUCGAAAUGUAUCUAUUCUGGAUAGUGAGAACUUUUCACCUGUAAUGAUCCGUGACAAACCAUGCUCACUGAAAAUUUUCUGGUCGAAAUUUGGAUUAAAACGAGGCAAGGGUGACUCUUAUAUGAAGAUAAAAGAUUUUCCAGAAUCAAAACUAUUUUCUAAUAUCGCUCCUGAACAGUAUGUAAAUUUGUAUGAGAUUAUGCCUUUCCUGGAUUACACACAUGUUAAUCGCGAGGAAAGUGGCCGUGGCAGAUUGAACUUGCUGAACUUAUUCAAUGAUAAACGUGACCGACCAGAUCCGGGACCAAAAGUCUACAUUUGUUUCGGAUUAUGUAAUGCUCUUCAUUUGGCUUCUACUCCAUUACAUCUGGAUGUAUCUGAUGCAGUGAAUUUCUUACCAUUUGUUAAAGCACCGGAUGAAAUGUCAAGAGAGGAAGUGAGAAAUGCUGUUGAACAACGCUUGGAUGCAGAGGGUAUCCAUGGGUAUCACAGGGAGCGUGCUCUUCGCGAGCCGGAGAAAGCUGGUGCUAUCUGGAAAAUAUUUCAUCCCAGUGAUAAUACGAGAAUCCGUGCUGCUAUUGAGGAAUGGAAGGAAAUGAAAGGGGAAAAAUGGAAAGGUGAUGUUAUUCACAACCAAGACGUAGUGGUAACGCGUGAAAUGAUGGAUUUUUUCGAAGAAAGAGGAAUCGAAUGCCGUAUGUUUGUACAAAAUGAAGGCGAUGUUGUAUUUAUACCUUCCGGAGCAGCCCAUCAGGUUCAGAAUAUCAAUUCAUGCAUCAAGAUUGCCGCAGAUUUUGUUACUGGAGAAGGCAUUGAUUGUACAGUAGCAGUCACUAAUGAAUUGCGAUUUCUGCGAAUUAAAGAUGAUCUUGUGCAGGUAGACAAAUUACUGCAUUUUGCGUGUGAUGCGGCUGCGGCUGUACUGCAAAACAACGAACCAGGACUAGUGACAUCGAGUCUUCCCCAAUAA
Molecule: messenger RNA, 2226 nt
Organism: Acanthocheilonema viteae
Lineage: Eukaryota; Metazoa; Nematoda; Chromadorea; Rhabditida; Onchocercidae
Source: the annotation of a GenBank genome assembly